UUCGUUCUUCGUCUUUCAGCUUCAAUCAACAUUCUGCACCCCUGCUAAUCUCACCGCUAAGUGCACGCACACAUAAUGAGCCGCUACGAUGGUCGCUCCGGCGACCCCGGUUCGUACCGUGACCGGAGGAGUGAAUCAGGGUUCGGUGGGGCUUCUGGAUAUGGUAGUGGUGGUGUUCGCUCGUCCUCAAGCAAGAGAGAUCUUGAUGGGGUAGAGUCACCAAGGAAGCCGGAUUUGGAUGGGUUAACUCCAUUUGAGAAAAAUUUCUAUGUGGAGUCCCCGGCAGUGGCAGCAAUGUCAGAGAAAGAGGUGGAGCAGUAUCGGGAACGGAGGGAAAUCACAGUUGAAGGCCGGGAUGUUCCAAAACCAGUCAUGAAUUUUCGCGAUGUGGGCUUGCCAGGUACUUAUUUGAACUUUGGUAUCAAAAAAUUUUUCUUUAUCAGUUGAGUUUGAACAUUUUACUUAAUCUGUCCCGAUGCUGGUCUUGACGAUAAAUUGAAAUUUGUUUAUGAUUGAAGCCUGAUAGAU
This is a messenger RNA of Vitis riparia (riverbank grape), 528 nucleotides long. RefSeq names its product DEAD-box ATP-dependent RNA helicase 20-like. The record is from RefSeq and is a predicted model, not a curated record. The transcript has 2 exons. Bases 76 to 447 code for a protein of 123 amino acids. NCBI's taxonomy places the organism in Eukaryota, Viridiplantae, Streptophyta, Magnoliopsida, Vitales, Vitaceae.